AAACCACCUUCAAAAUUCCACCACAAAAAAAAAAAAAAAAACCAGAAUCCAUGGAUCUCUAUAACGACAUCUAUGGAGCUGUGGACUUUGAUGUCUACGACAACGAUGAAGAGCAAUCAAUGGCAGUUCUACGUGCAGCCAUGGAGGAGUGUCUUGCCGGCUUUAAACGUGAUCUUGCCGGCUUUAAACGUGAUCUACACGAGGAGAUGGAGAAGAUGAGGCAAUAUUUGAAGGAUGAGGCAGCAGUUUGGGGGAAAACAAUGAAGAACUCCAACGGGCUGGCUAACGUGGAGAUGGUCAAUGAUUUGCAGGUUUCAACAAAACCUCAACCAUUGGUGACUUCCUCACUCAAACGAUCAACAACUUCACCAAAACGUGGACGAGCACGAACGCUUCCGAGGCGCCACCAUCACACUUCACCAAAAAGACACAGAUACGGGAGGAAGAGGAAGACGACACGGACAUGGAAAAAGAUGAAGAAAGUGUCACGGGCAGAGAAGAGAAAGAAGCGACGAGGAAAGAAACCCAUAAGUGAAGUGUUGGUGCAUUGGCAAGGACUUUCACGGACGGAAGCAACCUGGAAAGAUGCCCAAGCUUUUCUACGAACCUUGAGGACAAGGUUCUUUGGAGGGUGGAGUAUUGAUAAGAUCAUAACCAAGAUUAAACCGGAGAAGACUUGGUCAAAGUCUCAAAGAGAAAAGAAGAAAUGUUUAAGGGACCAACGUAACAAUUGGUAUCAGAGCAGUUCUAUCCUUUUGUUGACGGCAUUCUUCGUGAAUCAACGUUCAACAAACCACCUUCAAAAUUCCACCACAAAAAAAAAAAAAAAACCAGAAUCCAUGGAUCUCUAUAACGACAUCUAUGGAGCUGUGGACUUUGAUGUCUACGACAACGAUGAAGAGCAAUCAAUGGCAGUUCUACGUGCAGCCAUGGAGGAGUGUCUUGCCGGCUUUAAACGUGAUCUUGCCGGCUUUAAACGUGAUCUACACGAGGAGAUGGAGAAGAUGAGGCAAUAUUUGAAGGAUGAGGCAGCAGUUUGGGGGAAAACAAUGAAGAACUCCAACGGGCUGGCUAACGUGGAGAUGGUCAAUGAUUUGCAGGUUUCAACAAAACCUCAACCAUUGGUGACUUCCUCACUCAAACGAUCAACAACUUCACCAAAACGUGGACGAGCACGAACGCUUCCGAGGCGCCACCAUCACACUUCACCAAAAAGACACAGAUACGGGAGGAAGAGGAAGACGACACGGACAUGGAAAAAGAUGAAGAAAGUGUCACGGGCAGAGAAGAGAAAGAAGCGACGAGGAAAGAAACCCAUAAGUGAAGUGUUGGUGCAUUGGCAAGGACUUUCACGGACGGAAGCAACCUGGAAAGAUGCCCAAGCUUUUCUACGAACCUUGAGGACAAGUAAAGUGGAUCACAGUCAUAAGUUCAAGAGUUUAAUGGAUCAUGUUGACUCACAUGAACCUGACUUUGGAAACAUAGUUGACCUCCACGAUGAUGAAGAGAUAGAUGGUGAUGAAGAAACUACUUUCACGAAUUUAUUUGAGGUCAAUAAUGAAGAGGAACUACAAGGACGUGUUUUUGCCACUCCACGAUAAUCUCUUCGGUCUCUACGUCUUCUCCAACUGUGUGUGAAAUAUUCAGUUGUAAACAGCAUGAGAACAUAGAUCAUGAUUUAUCAUAUAUGUUAAUUUAUGAAGAACUAAAUCUCGUCGAGAAGAAGUUAUAAACAUUCAUAUGACAC
Molecule: messenger RNA, 1747 nt
Organism: Arabidopsis arenosa
Lineage: Eukaryota; Viridiplantae; Streptophyta; Magnoliopsida; Brassicales; Brassicaceae
Source: the annotation of a GenBank genome assembly